This is a messenger RNA of Paramecium octaurelia, 1719 nucleotides long. Lineage: Eukaryota; Ciliophora; Oligohymenophorea; Peniculida; Parameciidae. The record is from the annotation of a GenBank genome assembly.
AUGCUUUAUGCAAACAAGCUAUUUCUACAUGCACAACAAAUGGAACAAAUUGUGUUGGAAUUACGUUAUGCUCAGAAACUAACACUGAUGGAGGUUGUGUUAAUAAUAUACAAAAUAUAUCAUCUUUAUAAUCAAUUUUUAAUAAUCCAAACACUUACCUCACAUGAUACUUAUUUAAAUUAAUUUAAGUUCAUGUGUUAGAAUGUACUCUAUUUUUUAUAAUGGUUGUUUUAUAAAAUUCAUUUGAAAAAAUAACUGAAAAAAUAUUAUCAUUCCAUGAUCGAUGGACUUAUUGAAAUAUUUAAUACAGCUCUUCUUUAGAGGUAACUAUUCUAAUAAACCUAUAUUAUAGUUAAAUUAAUAAAUAGCUGUGAUAACAGUUACAAAAUUAUUUCUAAAAUAAUUGCAGUACAUAUAGUGUCCUNGUAAAUUCUGGAGGUACCGCUUGCUAAACUAUGGUAUCUAAAUGUGCUGAUUAAACUUCAACUACUUGCCUUUACUCUGUUGAAGGAGAAUGUGUAGUAGUAGGAACAUCAUGCGUACGAAAGACAUGCGAUACUGCAGCAACAGAUGCUACUCGGGAUGAUGACUCUGAAUGUUCAGCUUACUAAUAAUCUUGUACUGUUGCUAGAUUAGGAGCUUGCCAAGCCAGAGCAGCUUGUGGUGCUUACAAAUCUUCGCUCUAAUGUAAGUUUAAUACCAGCGGUGGAAAAUGCUUUUGGAAUCCAACUAAUAAGACAUGUGUUGAUUUGAAUUGUGGUAACAUUGAAGCCACAACCUCAUACGAUACUCAUAAUGAAUGUGUUGCUGUUGAUUCAACACUUGCUUGCACAGUCAGAGCUACAAAUGCUGCAGCUGUUUAAGGUUGUAUGGCAAGAGGAGCAUGCGCUUCAUAUACCAUUGAAGAACAAUGCAAAACUAAUGCAAGUAAUGGUGUUUGUGUUUGGAAUACAAAUGCAAAUUUAUCUUCACCUGCUUGCCAAGAUAAAUCUUGUACUAGUGCUCCGACUUCCACUACAACCCAUAAUGAUUGUUUUGCUUAUUAUAAUACAGCAACAGUAAGAUGUACCGUUGUUGCUACUCCAAGCAAUAGUGGCGGUAGUCCAACUUUAGGAGGAUGUUAAUAGACUGCUGCUUGUUCAAGCUAUAUUGAUAAAGAAUAGUGUUAAAUAAAUGCCAAUGGAGAACCAUGUGGAUGGAAUGGUACUUAAUGUGCUGACAAAGCUUGCUCUACUGCUCCUGCAACUACAGAUUAUGAUGAUGAUACCAAAUGUAGAGCUUACUUAUCUAAUAAAUGCACAGUCUCAGAUUCUGGAUUAGGUUGUGUAGAUAUUCCUGCAACUUGCGAAACAAUGACAUAAAAGCAAUGUUAUUAUAAUAAAGCUGGGGAUCCAUGCUAUUGGACAGGAACAGCUUGUAUUACAAAAUCAUGUGACAAUGCUCCAGAUGCAACAGCCACAGCAGAGGAAUGCAAUACCUAUUUGGCUGGAUGUACCUUAGAUAAUGUUAAAAUGCAAGACUAAAGUUUGUGAAGAUUUUGCCUUUGCCACAGAUGCUUUAUGCAAACAAGCUAUUUCUACAUGCACAACAAAUGGAACAAAUUGUGUUGGAAUUACGUUAUGCUCAGAAACUAACACUGAUGGAGGUUGUGUUAAUAAUAUACAAAAUAUAUCAUCUUUAUAAUCAAUUUUUAAUAAUCCAAACACUUACCUCACAUGA